Durusdinium trenchii is the source of this 1623-nucleotide messenger RNA. Lineage: Eukaryota; Dinophyceae; Suessiales; Symbiodiniaceae. The record is from the annotation of a GenBank genome assembly.
UGCUUGGCUCAGGAAGUACAGACCGACUGGUUAAGUUACCCUUCACAGACAAACUCCCUAGCAUCAUAGCAGACUCCAAGGUGAAGGACAUGGGCCUUGCCGAGUUCGGCCGCAAGGAGUUGACUUUGGCGGAGCAUGAGAUGCCAGGUCUGAUGGCAGCAAGGAAGGAGUUUGGACCAGCGCAGCCUUUCAAGGGUUUGAACAUCAACGGCUCGCUCCACAUGACUAUCCAGACAGGUGUCCUCAUUGAGACCCUUCAUGCUUUGGGCGCCAAAGUGCGCUGGUGCUCUUGCAACAUUUUCAGCACCCAGGACCAUGCUGCUGCAGGCAUUGCCAAGGCUGGCACUGCGACAGUCUUCGCAUGGAAGGGAGAGACCCUGCCAGAGUACUGGUGGUGCACUGAGCAGAUGAUGACGGUGCCAGGUGCUGAUGGUUGCGACCAGCUCGUGGAUGAUGGAGGUGAUGCUACUUUGCUCGUCCACAAGGGCAAGGAGUUGGAGGAGAAGUUUGCCAAGGAUGGCAGCCUCCCUGAUCCUGCAAGCACCACCAACGCCGAGUUCAAGUGUGUCUUGCAGGUGCUGAGGGACUCCAUCCAGGCCGACAAGACCAAGUACACCCGCAUGGCUGCCAAGUGCAAGGGUGUCAGUGAGGAGACCACCACAGGUGUGCAUCGCCUUCGCGAGAUGGCGGCCAAGGGUGAGCUGCUUUUCCCUGCCAUCAACGUCAACGACUGCGUGACCAAGUCCAAGUUCGACAACGUGUAUGGCUGCCGCCACUCUCUGCCUGACAGCAUCAUGCGUGCCACUGAUGUGAUGAUUGGUGGAAAGCGCGCCCUCGUGGCGGGCUACGGAGAUGUCGGAAAGGGAUGCGCCUUCGCCAUGAGGGGUGCUGGUGCCCGUGUGCUGAUCACUGAGAUCGACCCCAUUUGCGCUCUCCAGGCGUGCAUGGAAGGCUUCCAGGUGGUGACGAUUGAAGAAGUCGUGGGCGAGGUUGACAUUUUCACCUCUGCCACCGGCAACUUCAAGAUCAUCACCUUGGAUCACAUGAAGAAGAUGAAGAACAACGCCAUUGUGUGCAACAUUGGACACUUCGACAAUGAGAUCGCAAUGGAGGACUUGGAGAACUUCCCUGGCAUCAAGGUCGAGAACAUCAAACCACAGGUGGAUCGCUUUGUCUUCCCUGAUGGCCACGGUGUGAUUGUGUUGGCAUCUGGCCGACUGGUGAACCUGGGCUGCGCCACUGGCCAUCCAUCCUUCGUGAUGUCAUGCUCCUUCACCAACCAGGUCUUGGCCCAGCUUGACAUCUUGGAGAAUUGCACCAAGGCGAAGAAUUACAAGAACGACGUGUAUCUGCUGCCAAAGAAGCUUGAUGAGAAGGUGGCAGCUCUCCACUUGCCGGCCUUGGGCGCCAGCCUCACGAAGCUCUCCAAGGAGCAGGCCGAGUACAUUGGCGUGAAGCCCGAAGGUCCUUUCAAGAUGGACCACUACCGUUACUAAACCAGCGAGGUGUGCUUGCCGGCCGUCCACGGCCAACAUUCAUCUUUCUCGAUCCGUUUUGCAUGUCCACCUUGGCGACGUGUCUGAUGCAUGGAUCCCGAGGGUUGGCGACCAGCAGAAAGGAAGA